GUAGGUCAUGAACUUUGUUCUAGUAAGUAAAUGGGCGUGUUUGCUCUGUGUGUGUUCAGUCUCUUAAAUUACCCGCUGUAGGAAAGGAAAUGGACUAAUGUUUGACAGCUGAGCCACCGGGCUGCUCUUGUUUAACUCAGGGAAUAAAGUAGAGAUGGACGAUUUCUGGGCGGGAGCCCUUUGGGCACUGAAGAUUUGGCUGUACCUCGUAAUCAUCCUCAUCAUGAUCCCAUCCAUGUUUGGAUUCUCACUGGGCAUUUCCGAGAUCUACAUGACCAUACUGGUGAAAACCUUGGAGUGGGCCACUCUGAAUAUACAGAAAGCAAAUUCAGAUGAAGGAACACUCAAACCCUCCUCAUCUAAUGGUCUCAUCCAAAGGGAAAAUGGAUCAAUGGAGAAGGAGCUCGAGGAACUUCGACGAAGUCGCCCAAAACCACCAGUGGGUGGUGAUUUUACACUAAGUGACUGUUUCUAUUUCACCCGACAAGGGAUUGAGAGUAUUGUAGAUGAUGAGGUGACCCAGCGGUUCACUUCUGAGGAGCUGGUGUCCUGGAACUUACUGACUCGCACCAACAAUGAUUUCCAGUACAUAAGUCUGAAGCUGACGCUGGUCUAUGGCCUUGGCAUCAUUGUGAGAUACUGCAUCCUUGCCCCCCUCAGAAUAACGUUGACCAUCAUCGGUGUUAGCUGGUUGGUAAUAGGAACAUCUGCAGUUGGAUUGCUUCCAAACUGGAGGAUAAAGUUCUGGCUCAGUGAGUUGGUCCACGUGAUGUGCUACAGAAUCUGUGCUCGAGGACUCUCUGCCACGAUUCGCUAUCACAACAGGGAAAAUAAACCCAAAAAAGGAGGAAUCUGUGUUGCCAAUCAUACUUCUCCGAUCGACAUUGUGAUUCUGUGCACAGAUGGCUGCUAUGCUAUGGUGGGUCAGGUCCAUGGAGGCCUGAUGGGAAUUAUUCAGAGAGCCAUGGUGAGAUCCUGUCCUCAUGUCUGGUUUGAGAGGUCAGAGAUGAAAGAUCGCCAUCUAGUGACCAAAAGGUUGAAAGACCAUGUGAACGACAAAAAAAAGCUUCCUAUAUUGAUAUUUCCAGAGGGAACUUGUAUUAACAACACAUCUGUCAUGAUGUUUAAAAAGGGAAGUUUUGAAAUUGGAACAACAAUAUACCCAGUCGCCAUUAAGUAUGACCCAAAGUUUGGAGAUGCUUUCUGGAACAGUUCCAAGCACAGCAUGGUCAGUUACCUGCUGAGGAUGAUGACCAGCUGGGCCCUUGUAUGCAAUGUCUGGUACCUGCCAGCCAUGCACCAACAGGAGGGUGAAGAUGCUGUCCAGUUUGCCAACAGAGUGAAGUCAGCCAUCGCUCACCAGGGAGGGCUGGUAGAUCUGCAAUGGGAUGGAGGCCUCAAGAGGGCAAAGGUGAAGGAGACAUUCAAAGAGCAGCAGCAGAAGAAGUACAGCAACAUGGUGGUGAGAGAUGACAGCAGCAGCAACAGCGACUGAGAUCCUCAGUCAAACAA
This is a messenger RNA of Pundamilia nyererei, 1512 nucleotides long. It is a transcript of the gene agpat9l, whose product is annotated as 1-acylglycerol-3-phosphate O-acyltransferase 9, like. The record is from RefSeq and is a predicted model, not a curated record. Gene Ontology annotation, molecular function: glycerol-3-phosphate O-acyltransferase activity. Gene Ontology annotation, biological process: triglyceride biosynthetic process. The transcript has 14 exons. Gene Ontology annotation, cellular component: endoplasmic reticulum. The coding region runs from base 155 to 1495 and encodes 446 amino acids. Lineage: Eukaryota; Metazoa; Chordata; Actinopteri; Cichliformes; Cichlidae.